AUGUCAAUACGAGGAGACGAGGGAUUUCCUAAUUCUACUUUGAAAGAGUUCAUCGAAAAUCACCUUCAGAAUUAUGAUUUGAGAUAUCAUGAUUGCUCAAUUUUUUCUGAAAUGGCUUACAUCGGUGAAGGAGGCUUUGCUAAGGUUUUCAAAGCGAAAUGUGAUUCUCCGGAUCUUGGCAGCACGGUUGCAUUGAAAAUUAUAAAACGUGUACGCGAAGUAACGGAUCAAGAUUGUAAAAAUUUGUUAAAUGAGCUCAAAAUAUAUAAAAGAUUAAACUUCCAUGAAAACGUUUUGAAAUUUCAUGGAUACAGUUGCCAUGAAGAACAAUUCGUCAUCAUCCUCGAGUAUGCUGACGGUGGUACCCUUCAAAGGUAUUUGGAGGAAAAUUUCUCGAAAAUGAAUUGGAAUGGGAAAAUAGCCAUUGCAAUGCAAAUUUCCCUUGGAAUAGAAUACCUUCAUGCACAAAAUGUUAUUCAUCGAGAUCUGGUG
Messenger RNA from Acaulospora colombiana, 492 nucleotides. Lineage: Eukaryota; Fungi; Glomeromycota; Glomeromycetes; Diversisporales; Acaulosporaceae. The record is from the annotation of a GenBank genome assembly.